GAGUGAUCAGAAAAUUUAAGUGACAUGACAUUUAAUAGGUAAAACAAUAAAUAUUAUGCAGUAAAUAAGACAGACGUGCCUUUAUACACUGUGAGGAAAGAUUUAUAUACAAACGGAAUCAUUUACAUCUGUACUACAGCUAGUAUUAGAUUCGACUUAUAAAUAUGGCUGAAUAUGUACAGAAAAAAGAAGAUAAAAUUGAAGAUAAAAUAAUCGUUUCAAAUGAUGAUAUCGAUAGUAGUAUAUCGAUACGAGAACUUUUUUACUGUGUUUUUAACAAAAGCAAAUCGAAUUUCGAAACAGAAAACAGCAUGCAAACGUCGCAAGAGACAGUUAUAAUUAGCGAAGUCGAUGAAAAGAUUUUGGAAGAGACAGGGUUAGCCAAACUUAUUACACCACUUGUUGUUAAUACAGAUAUGGCUGACACAAUUGAUGACUCGUUUAUUGAAGAACUAAACAGUGUUUCUGUGAACCUGAAAGCGCUUCUAGAGAAGGCAAGCCAAGCAAAUGGAUUGAUGGCUCCAUCUGCGGGAAAUGCAAACAAAUCACUGGAGAUUAGUGCAAAUGAAGGAAAGGGAAACAUGCGUUUAGAAUUAAACAGAAGAUUGACAGAACUUAAAAACCUUCUCCCAGAAGGAAGUUCAAGAUACUAG
Messenger RNA from Ruditapes philippinarum (Manila clam), 653 nucleotides. RefSeq lists its product as uncharacterized. The transcript has 4 exons. The coding region runs from base 165 to 653 and encodes 162 amino acids. Lineage: Eukaryota; Metazoa; Mollusca; Bivalvia; Venerida; Veneridae. The record is from RefSeq and is a predicted model, not a curated record.